AUGAGCAAGAUUCAGUUUCGGGAGUCAGAUUCAGUACAAAAAGUUGUUGGAGUGAGAUUCUCCGCUGGUAGCAGUGAAUUUAUUCGGCAAACAUCUCAUGUUCGAGUUUUGAAUAACCGUCUGUACGAAGAGGGAGCAAGAAACUUCACCCCGGCCAAGUGUGGACCUCUUGAUAGGCGCUUGGGUACGUCGAGUAAUUAUUGCCCUUGCUCGACUUGUGACAGCAGUCUUUCGGAUUGCGUGGGACAUUUUGGUUACGUCGAUCUCGCUUUCCCAGUGUUUCAUAUCGGAUUUUUCAAGUCAACUAUACAAGUUCUUCAAUGCAUAUGCAAGAAUUGUGCUCGUCUGCUAUUGAGCGAAUCUCAGCGAUCAUAUUUCCUCAGACAAAUAGCUAAUCCUACCUUGAACUACAUACAGCGAAAAGCUCUUCAUAAAAGUAUCGUCGCGUCGUGCAAGAAGACGAGUCUUUGCCUUCAAUGUGGUCAGAGAAAUGGAAUCUUGCGUAAGGCUACCGGAGCAGUUCUGAAAAUUGCUUAUAGUUGCGGUAUAUCUGAAUGCAAGAUGUCUGAAUACUCUGCUGUGGUGGGAGCAAACCCCGCGAUCUCUGAAGUCCUUUCUCGCUCGAAGUUUACUCUCCUGAAUCCUUUACGGGUUCAGAAGCUGUUCGACAUCAUAGCAAACGAGGACAUACCAAUCCUGAUGUUAAGUUUUGGAGAAGUUAAGCAUCCCAAAGAUCUCCUUUUGACGAGAAUUCCCGUACCUCCAGCAUGUGUGCGACCGUCAGUACCAUCAGAAGUGGGAAGCGGUUCAACUGAAGACGAUUUGACUAUGAAACUUGCUGAAAUUAUUCUCAUCAAUGAUGUGCUUCAGAAGCACAAGGAAAAUGGUGCACCAGUAAAAACAGUGAUGGAGACCUGGGACCAUCUUCAGAUACAAGUGGCACUCUAUUUCAAUGGCGAACUUCCUGGCCUACCGCAAGAACUAAAACUGAAAAAGCCUAUCCGUGGUUUGAAUCAGCGUCUCAAGGGUAAGCAAGGUCGUUUUCGUGGAAAUCUGUCUGGAAAACGAGUUGAUUAUUCAGCUAGAACGAAGCUCGUGAUUUCUGGGUCUGAUUCUCAUCCCGGUGCCAACUACGUUAUUGAUCGUCUAUCCGGUGUCAAACGUCUACUCAAGUACAGUAAUCGCGAGAGCUGUGCCAAAAACUUAAAGGUUGGUGACAUAGUAGAGCGUCAUCUUGACGACAAUGAUAUCGUAUUGUUCAACCGUCAACCAUCCCUUCACAAGGUUUCCAUAAUGUGCCAUCGUGUAAGAGUAAUGUCCGGAAGAACAUUCAGAUUUAACGAAUGUGUUUGUACUCCUUACAAUGCCGAUUUUGAUGGUGACGAAAUGAAUUUACAUGUGCCGCAGACGCAUGAAGCACGAGCCGAGGCCAGCACGCUGAUGGGUUUGAAAAGUAACCUCGUCACUCCGAGAUCUGGCGAACCGUUAGUGGCAGCCAUUCAGGAUUUCAUCACUGGUGCGUUCCUGAUGACACACAAAGACACAUUCUUUGAUUACAAUGAGGCAUGCCGUCUAAUCACAUCCAUCAUAGACCACAGAACCAGAAACCAAACACGACUUCAUCUACCAACACCUGCCAUUGUGAAGCCGACCAUACUAUGGACUGGUAAACAGUUGAUGAGGCUGAUAAUUGCGGACGAUUUCUAUAAACCCCUUCAUUUGAACCUAUCUGUGCCAAAUAAAAGCUACACUUCAAGUAAAGAGCUUUGUUCCAAGGAUUCCUUCGUUAUUAUCCGUAAUGGUGAACUGAUGAGUGGGGUUCUGGAUAAAAAACUGCUAGGAUCCGGCUCGAAAACGAAUAUUUUUUAUGUUCUACUUCGAGAUUUCGGUGAAGAUUCUGCGAUCAAUGCACUAUGGCGAUUGUCCCGGAUGACAUCUACUUUUCUUUCGAAUCGUGGCUUUUCUAUUGGAGUUGGCGAUGUUCAACCCAGAUUACGUCUGCUCGAGGAAAAGUCACUGCUUUUGCGGAGAGGUUACAAAAAGUGUCACGAUUGUAUUGAUCAGCUGAAAUCUGGACAACUGAAAGCUCAACCUGGCUGUGCCAAAGAAGAGACCCUUGAAGCAUUAAUUCUCCGAGAGCUUUCCUCGAUUCGUGAUAAAGCUGGAGAGUCUUGUAUAAUAAACUUAUCAAUGUAUAACUCGCCUUUAACGAUGGCGAUUUGUGGUUCUAAAGGGUCAUUCAUCAAUAUAUCUCAAAUGAUUGCAUGUGUGGGGCAGCAAGCCAUAUUCGGACAUCGUCCACCGGAUGGAUUUGAUAAGCGGUGUCUACCACACUUUGAAAAGUCGGAAAAAACACCGAAAGCCAAAGGAUUUGUGGAAAACAGCUUCUUUUCGGGUCUAACUCCCACUGAGUUUUUCUUUCAUUCUAUGGCUGGCCGCGAAGGACUUGUGGAUACCGCUGUGAAAACGGCUGAAACGGGUUACAUGCAGAGACGGCUGGUGAAAUGUUUAGAGGAUCUCUGCGUAAGCUAUGAUGGUACUAUCCGCUCUUCGUGUGGUGAUAUUGUUGAGUUUGUUUUUGGAGAUGAUGGACUAGAUCCUGCAUUGAUGGAAACAAACGAUUGUCAUGCGCUAGACUUGACCCAUCAAUUGGAGUGCAUUCGGAAUACGAUUCCAUUCAACAACGAUGAGGAUCUGAAUCGCAAUGAUAUGGAGGCACUUUAUAGAGCCCUUGUUGAUGCUGAAUUGAAAAACGCUCCUGCGGGAUUCCUAUGUCCUUUGGAGACUUUUGUGAGAGAGAUUAUCGAGAAGAUUAUGUCUGUUAACAAAAUCUCGAGGUUCUGUCGCGACCAUCCGAACGGGAAGGUUCAAGUGCAAGUUCACGGCGCCUCUCGCUCUCAAUUCAUAGCAUUCCUCGAAACAUGCUGUCGAAAGUUGAAAAAGGCUGCCAUGGAACCUGGGAGCGCAGUGGGCGCCAUUGCAGCGACCAGUAUAGGUGAACCUUCGACGCAGAUGACGCUGAAGACGUUCCAUUUCGCUGGAGUUGCUUCGAUGAACAUUACACAAGGGGUGCCGCGUAUCAAAGAGAUCAUUAAUGCAGUGAAGGCUAUAUCAACUCCGAUCAUCACCGCCAAAGUCUUCAAUAACCGAGAUGAAAAGUUGGCUAGGAAGGUGAAGGCACGAAUCGACGUCACUACACUUGGAGAGAUAUGCGAUUACAUCGAAGAGAUUAUUAAACCUGAUACAGCAUUCCUACUCCUGAAACUGAGUGCGAAGCGUAUCAAAUUACUCAAUCUGGAGCAUUGUGCAGAGCAUCGUUUCUUCAAAAAGUUUUCUCGCAUUCAAGACAUCGCAGGUUUACCGAAUAUAAAACGUUGUGUGGUGCAGGCGGAUGAGCGACAUGGCGACGAAUUCAGUAUUGUCGCUGAAGGCAACGACUUCCGUGGUAUUUUGUCGCAGAUUGGAGUAGAUCCACAUCAUACGAACAUUAACAAUGCUGUUGUGGUGGCCGAAGUACUGGGAAUCGAAGCGGCAAGGACAUGUAUAAUAAACGAAAUCCUCAGCACCAUGGAGGCUCAUGGUAUCGGAUUGGAUAGAAGACAUGUAAUGUUGUUGGCUGAUGUGAUGACCUACCGCGGUGAGGUGCUUGGCAUCACUCGAAAUGGGUUGGCAAAAAUGAAGGAUUCUGUGCUGUUGCUGGCAUCAUUCGAGAAGACGAUGGACCACUUGUAUGAGGCAGCAUUUUAUUCGCAGAAAGAUUCAAUUCGUGGCGUUUCCGAAUGUAUCAUUCUUGGCGUUCCGAUAUCGCUAGGAACUGGGGCGUUCAGGUUGCUUCAAAAAGUGCCGACGCCUGAUGUGACUCAAAGAGAGCCCAUAUUUAUGAAGCCUGGGUUCGCCCUUAAGGUUUAA
Messenger RNA from Haemonchus placei, 3909 nucleotides. Lineage: Eukaryota; Metazoa; Nematoda; Chromadorea; Rhabditida; Trichostrongylidae. The record is from the annotation of a GenBank genome assembly.